Metarhizium album ARSEF 1941 is the source of this 2076-nucleotide messenger RNA. RefSeq lists its product as uncharacterized. The record is from RefSeq and is a predicted model, not a curated record. Lineage: Eukaryota; Fungi; Ascomycota; Sordariomycetes; Hypocreales; Clavicipitaceae. Gene Ontology annotation, molecular function: helicase activity. The transcript has a single exon. The coding region runs from base 1 to 2076 and encodes 691 amino acids.
AUGGCUUCUAGCGUCAAAAAUGGAGAUGAUGAGUACUCUCUGGUGCACAUGCCAGCUACACGCAUUCCAAAUCCGUUCGAAUCCUUUGAAUUGAUACAAGAUACUAGAGUCAAGACUUUUGCGGCGUAUAAAGUCGAUGUGCCACGAUCUUGGAAGAAUUCUGAAGGAGUCCAUGUUGAGUUGGAUCUGAUGUCAAGUUUUCAGAUUUCUUGUAGAGCCACCAAUUUUGACCGCAUCAUUCUUGAAGAACGCGAACAUCAGCUCCUUACCAUCAAAUGGGACACCAGUACCGCCACUUUCGAAGCCGAACUUGAAGCUUUGCGUUUCUUCGCUGAAGAGAAACGUCUGAAGACUAGAUCUCCUACAGUGAAGUCGCAAAGAGCGUUCCGUAUGAUUCAGAACUUCCAUUCAAGUUGGAAAGACUUUUAUGAUCUUCACAAAGACUUCCCACAACUUAGAAACCCAGAGCUUCCCAAGCAUGCAGUCCCAGAUGCCAUUGUACGGCGAUUUAAAGCCUUUAACAAAGAUCAUUCUAGCGCUUUCGAGGGCCUGAAACACAUACCAAACGGACUCUACUUUGUCAACGGCUGUCCAGGUUCGGGAAAGACGGAAUGGAACAUGAUUCUGGCAGGUCUGAUACAAUGUUCAAUAAAGAAGCACCGAAAAAGGCGAAAUCCAAUCCUGUUUCUGGUGGACAUCAAUAAAGCUGCAGACGAUGCUGCUAGCAGAUACUACUCGCUUUGCCGGGAAGCGGGCGUAGAUCUCCGCAUCGUUCGCAUGCACGGAUGGCCACAGGAAAUGCGACAGAGUGCUAAAAUUUACGGAUCACCAUCACCCAAACAUCAGGACAAUUCUUCAGCGCCAGACUUUACUAAUCGAUUUCUCGUGACGGCUGGCCUCUCCAAGCAGACGAACGUGUCAAUAGAUCAUAACACGGUUCCAACUUUGGACCAAGCAUCAUGGCAAUACUUUGAACAGAAAAAGGACGACGCAUUUCUCGGCCUGCAAAAGUUACUGAAUAAAAUGGACAGUGGCGAAGCCUUGACCACAGAUAACUGGAAACAUUUAAGAAGCUACGUCUCGAGGCUAUAUCGUGCCGUCUUGGCGCAGACAGACUUUAUCGCAACAACACCUGUCGCAGCAUACGGGCGAUUCUCAAAAUUUGUCAAGCCCGACAUCGUCUUCAUAGACGAGGCUUCACACGCCAGAGAGCUCACCACACUCAUUCCUUUGGCGUACUUUACGCCCAAGGCUUGGAUAUUCACGGGGGACGUGAAGCAAACGCAGCCGUUCGUAAAGAAUGCAAAGGAGAGCGAGAAAUACAUCGGAUUGAAGUUCAAUCCGUUUGCCGCGCAACUGAGGUUGAGUACCAUGGCCAGGGCUGACCACGUCAAUGCUGUCAAUAGUAAGCUGCUUGUUAAUAAACGAGCUUUUGGCAACCUCCACAGGCUACCAUCUGCUAUGUUUUAUGAGAGCCAUAUGAAAUCCGGAUAUGACGAUGCGUCUCGAUACCCUGAAAGCGUGGCCCGCCUGGCUAUUUACCUCCAAAGCCUCAGUGGUAAUAGACACAUGGACGAAAAUCGCAUUAUUGUGAAUAUGGAAGGCAGCAAUGAAGAAAAGUGUCGCGACAGUUAUUGGAACGCCAUUCACCACCAAUGGGUUCUUGCCCAGGCAACGCAUCUAUUACAGGACGAUGAAUUCCGUGGCCUCGGAGACGGAGGAACGGGCGGCAAGAUCAUGAUUGCAACUCCAUACAGCGCCGCAGCAAAGCAGUAUCACGCCGCAGUGAAGAGAUGGCCAGAAAGUUGGCAGAGGAGAACCCAGGUCUUGACAGUAGACAAGGCACAGGGGAACGAGGCAGAUGUGGUGUUUCUAGACAUGGUAAGAACAACUACUGCCGGGUUCAUGGACGAUCCCAAGCGCUUAAAUGUUGCCAUCACGAGGGCACGCCAAGCCGAAAUCAUCUUGAUGCGCAGGGCAAUGGCUUAUAUCCCCGGAAGAAAAUUCGGUAGAAGCAACUACCUAUCGCAGCUAUGGGACGAUACACUGCUUCAUGAUCGGAUUGUGACGAUAUAG